AUGAAUCGAUUUCUAGGGAUCGAUCAUCUUCCCAAGCGGGCCGACUGGAGAUUCUGGCUUGCAAUUAUGGAUCUUCCUCCGAUUAUGUUGGCAUCAGCGCAAGAAUAUUUCAAGGAGAUUGGUGGGGUAAUUCUGGAACACAGGUUGAAGUUUGAGAACGAGAAAAUGGCGGGCAGGAAACCUGCGGACAAUAGUGAAGUGCAUUGGUGGUGA
This is a messenger RNA of Opisthorchis viverrini, 213 nucleotides long. RefSeq lists its product as hypothetical. Bases 1 to 213 code for a protein of 70 amino acids. The record is from RefSeq and is a predicted model, not a curated record. The transcript has a single exon. Lineage: Eukaryota; Metazoa; Platyhelminthes; Trematoda; Opisthorchiida; Opisthorchiidae.